This is a messenger RNA of Capsella rubella, 2251 nucleotides long. RefSeq names its product 25S rRNA (cytosine-C(5))-methyltransferase nop2. Gene Ontology annotation, molecular function: rRNA (cytosine-C5-)-methyltransferase activity; RNA binding. The transcript has 16 exons. Gene Ontology annotation, biological process: maturation of LSU-rRNA; rRNA base methylation. Gene Ontology annotation, cellular component: nucleolus. Lineage: Eukaryota; Viridiplantae; Streptophyta; Magnoliopsida; Brassicales; Brassicaceae. Bases 47 to 1951 code for a protein of 634 amino acids. The record is from RefSeq and is a predicted model, not a curated record.
GCUAAACCCUCGCCGCGCUAAACCCUAAGCUGUAAUAACUGAUUCCAUGGCUGCUCUUACGCGUAACAAGAAGAAGGGGACUACUAAUUCAAAGUCCCCUCUAAUGAAGAAGGCGGCGAAACCCCGGAAGCCUCCACUGAAGAAGCAGAGAAGAUGCAUUUUGGAGGAAAAGCCUGAAGUUUCUACUGAAGAGGAAAUUGAACAGUCUAAUGAAGGAGAUGAAGGGUCUGAAUCAGGUUCUGACUUUUUCUCAGAUGUUGAUGGAGACAAAGGAAACGAUGAUGAUGAUGAUGAUGAUGCAGAGCCCUUGGCUGACGACUUUCUUGAUGGUAGCAGCGAUGAUGUGGAGGGAACUUUGGGUUCUGAUUCGAAUUCUGACUCUGAUGAAUCCGAUAUUGAGAAAAAAUCUAGAGCUAUUGAUAAAAAACGUAAAAAGGAGGAACAAGAUGCAAAAGAUGAAUUCACUAUGAACAUUAAGGAACAACCUGAUGAGUUUCAGCUACCAACCAAAAAGGAACUUGAAGAAGAGGCUCGUAGGCCUCCAGAUCUUCCUAGCUUACAAAUGAGGAUUAGAGAGAUUGUUAGAGUGCUGUCGAAUUUUAAGGAUUUGAGGCCAGAUGGAGCCGAGAGGAAGGAUUAUGUUGAGCAGCUUAAAGCUGAUCUUGGUUCUUAUUACGGUUAUAAUGCGUUUCUUAUCGGAACUUUAGUCGAGAUGUUUCCUGUUGUUGAACUCAUGGAACUAAUUGAAGCUUUUGAAAAGAAAAGACCUACAUCUAUACGUACUAACACUCUCAAGACUCGGAGACGGGAUCUGGCUGAUGUACUUUUGAACAGAGGAGUUAAUCUGGACCCAUUAAGCAAGUGGUCAAAAGUUGGACUUAUCGUUUAUGAUUCACAAGUUCCAAUCGGGGCAACUCCUGAAUAUUUGGCUGGUUUCUAUAUGUUGCAAAGUGCUAGUUCCUUCUUGCCAGUGAUGGCCCUUGCUCCUAGAGAAAAAGAGCGAGUUGUGGACAUGGCUGCUGCCCCUGGUGGUAAAACAACUUAUGUUGCUGCACUAAUGAAAAAUACAGGCAUAAUAUACGCGAACGAGAUGAAAGUACCUAGGCUUAAGUCACUUUCUGCCAAUCUACAUCGCAUGGGGGUGACAAAUACCAUAGUUUGUAACUAUGAUGGAAGAGAGUUACCCAAGGUUUUAGGUCAGAACUCGGUUGAUAGAGUAUUGUUGGAUGCUCCUUGCAGUGGAACUGGAGUUAUAUCAAAAGAUGAAUCGGUUAAAACCUCCAAAAGUGCUGAUGACAUAAAUAAAUUUGCCCAUUUGCAAAAGCAACUUAUACUUGGUGCGAUUGAUUUGGUAGACGCCAAUUCCAAAACCGGUGGAUACAUUGUUUAUUCAACAUGCUCUAUUAUGAUUCCUGAGAAUGAAGCUGUCAUCGAUUAUGCCCUGAAAAAGAGGGAUGUUAAACUUGUUCCAUGUGGACUUGAUUUUGGCCAACCAGGAUUUAACAGUUUUAGAGAACACCAAUUCCACCCUUCUUUAGAGAAGACUAGACGAUUCUACCCGCAUGUACACAACAUGGACGGUUUCUUUGUUGCAAAGCUGAAGAAGAUGAGCAAUGCAAUGCAGCCUUCAGAAAAUGAUGAGCCAGUUGAAACAACGGAGCAAUCUCGGGUGUCGUCUAGUGAUGAUGAUGAUGAGGCUGAGGCCAUUGAGGAGUUGGAGAAGCCUUCUGUUACUAAAGAAAACAAGAACAAACAAAAAUUUCGAAGGUCAAAGGAGACUCACAAAGACAAAAGGAAUAAAGACAUAAAAACCAAAAGUGGUACUGUGGAAGAACCAAGGAAGCAAAAGAAGAAGAGAUCACAAUGGAAGAAUGAAAUUGCUCAAGCUAGGGAAGAGAAAAGAAAUGCCAUUAGAGAGAGUGCUAAGGAGAGGCCAAAGCACAGAGGAUAAGAUUUAGGUUGGUGAUGCAUCUUGGAGAACAAAGUCAAAGCGACAUAAUCUUUCGGUGUCAUGGUCAUGGUGAAGUAAACAAGAAAGGAAAGGCUGCAUCGGCUGAGGCUAAGGUAUCAAUUGUAGUAUACAUAAUGGCUUUGUAAUUUUUGACCAAGUUACUGAGUAAACAUCAAAACAGCUAGAAAACAUGGGAAAGAAAGAGUGACAGUCACAUGGAUAAGUUACAUCUCGAACCAAAGUUUUGUAUCUAGUCUCGUAACAUUAUUGUAUGAAGCUGUUUAUUUUCUUUGUUUUCGA